Cylindrotheca closterium is the source of this 6513-nucleotide messenger RNA. NCBI's taxonomy places the organism in Eukaryota, Bacillariophyta, Bacillariophyceae, Bacillariales, Bacillariaceae. The record is from the annotation of a GenBank genome assembly.
AUGACAGAUAAACAGACAACCAUUGGAGCAUCAGAAUUCGCGGCAACUUUGAAUGGGGAUGAUCCACAUGAGAUCUUGCGAGUUCUCAAGCUUUUUGCCAAGUCCGUGCAGAAAGAACGACAAUUGGCCCUCUUUGACGAACAAGACGAGAGUGAUAGCGACUCGAGUGAUGAUGACGACGAAGGCGAUGUAGAAGAACGUCCUGCUAAGAAACUGAAGAAAGAUGAACAAUGGAAAGAAGAUUCGGCAUCUUAUCACGUUCCAUUUGUUGGAACAGCCGUGUCUAGAAGCGAUGUGUCAGAGGUUGUUGCCGGUCAAUGGCCGACGGGUCUAUUAGAAGCCUAUCUCAACAAAAGUCCUUUGGCUAUUGAACUGAUGAGUGAUGAUAUCAGCUCUUCUGAGGGCAAGAUUCAUAGAUCAUUGUUGCGGAAGAAACAUAUGAAAACGUCACGGGCGAUUAAGAAGGCAUACUUGAAUGCCGUGGCCCAAUUGUUGACUGCUGUCAUCCCAAUCCGGAAACUAAGACAACAAAAUAGCGAGGACAUGUAUAAUUCUUCUGCUGAAGAAGAUAGUGACGUAGCAGUGGUAGAUGUGUCCUCGGAUGCCAAAUAUGGAAAAUUUCUACCAGCUCUGCUGAAAAAGCGAUUACCUGAGUGUAUCAAUGUGCUCAAUGAGGAGACAUCCAGUGGCCGUGGAAAGACAGGCGUCCUUGGUGGUUGUGGUAACUUGGCUGUACCAGCGCUAAAACUGAUUCAGAAUAUAGUAUUUGCGUCAACUGCGAAUGCAAGACUAGUGGCGAAAUACUUGGACGAAGAGCUUCAUCAUGGCGUCUUGCGAUGUUUGCUCCGUCCACUACCACCGAAAGUUAACUCAAAGAGUGAAAAAGUAGCAUCUUCCAGUGAUAUAUCACGUCGACUGGAAGCAAGAACUGAGACAAUGGAACUUGCCAACUUUUUGCUGAAAAUGCAAGAUACCGUCGUCAACACGUACAUUUGCACUAGUGGUUCCAAAGAGCGCAAAGUGAAGCCUGGAAUUCUUUUCGUUGCCUUGCGGGAGGGUUUGUUACCAGGGAAAGCAAAGAGUCAAAGUCCAAAUGACAUUGAUAAUGAUGGCGAUGCAACAGACUACAUGGACGCUGUUGCAGACUUGCUCAAAAGCUUCAGAUUGCUCAUUUUGAAUCAGCCCAAGUCGAUGAACUCGAGAUUGCUCUCCGAGCUAUUAUCUGGAGAGCCGAUACAAAAUCUCUGCUUUCUAUUGACACAUGCUCCACGUCUGAGCGGAAAAAAUACGUACCUAUCGAUUGUUAACGAGAAAGAUACCUACGGCGGUGAUAUCGAGAGUUUACCGAAUGUUGGAUUGGAGGCCCGAAGGAUAGUCUUUCCUUUGCUCUACGAUUCUUCUAGAUCCCCAUACCUUUCGGCAAGUAAACAUGGGAAACUGGAUGCACAGCAUCUGGGGAAAAUUUUGCUGUCAUUGCUCUGGACUCCAAGUGGUGGCAUUGGAAUGCAAAAGUUUCUAAUUGCAUGUGCCCAAAAGACCCCGGCUCUUCUUCCUAUACUAUUUCGGUUGUUGACAUUCCCGGAUCCGAAGCACGCCUACGAUUUUGUUGCCACCGCACAUUUUGUGUCCGCCUUGCUUCUUCAGGGACCAUCGGUUGAAGAUUGUUUGACUGGCGAAGAAGGUUCCAAUGUGCAAGAAAUAUUACUUGCCCUCUUUCCCGAAAAGUUCAAGAAGCAGGCUCUGACCAAAGCAAUGCAGAGCAAGAACUCUCUUGUGGUCAUGGGAUGUAUUAUGCUCUUCUCCAAUGUUUUGAAGCGUCUUGAGAAACUUCGAGCGGAUGCUUCCAAAAGUCUGAAAUGGAGCGACGAUUUUAUACAGGAGGCAACCGAUACAACACUACAACUGUUUCCAGAUAUACAAGUCCUGCUGAAAAUUCGAAUGUCUUUUGAUGCUUUCUCUCGGAGCAAAGAGAGUGCCAUCGUGAAUGAAAGACUUUUUCAAGUAAUCAUAUUGAUAGUCAAAGUGUCGCCUACUUCCGUGCAAACUGCGGGGUUCGACUGGAUGAAGCUGGUGCCAAAUGACACAAACCGAUUCUUUAAGGCUGUACCAUUUGUGCAAAGGAGUUUGCUUCGUACAUUGAGACACGUCAUCAAAGUUUGGGAUGCAUUCAAGAACGUACUUGAGAUAAUGCUCCAUACGAAGGAGGGAAGUGUCUAUAAAGAUUCAAGGGUGAUCGCCAUCAACUUGCUGGUACGAAUGUUGCAAUCUCGGUGGACGGAUGAAAACAGUGAGAGUUUCAUCCGGUACGAAAGCGAAUGUUGGAUCAAUGGAUUGACGAUAGAUAGUCUUCCUAGUUUUUGUGCGCUGCUUCGAGAUGUCACAGAAAAUGAGCUUCAGAUAGUCGCAACGAUUGGAGAUGUUUGGUCCAGAUGCAAGGCUGUAGGGCCGAUGACAUGUUCGCUUCUACUGUUUGCAGCUUGGGCGACGGAAAAACCUCUCGCGGCAUUUGCAAAGCUUUUUUCCCAGGUCAGCUUAAGAGUGAUGUUAUUUCAUCGAAGCCCAUUGGUUGUGGCGAACUUGAUUCAUUUUGCUGAUAAAGAGUCGUCUUGGAGUGAAGGAGAGUCGGUACCUGAAUUCACAAAAGACCUAGUGCAUUACGCAAGUAUGUUGCGGCACUUCGAUGGCGUGGAUGGCACAGUUGAACGCAAAACUCUAGGAAAGAUCUUUAAUUCACUUGUCGGAAAGGGAGACAUAAUCACGAUGGCUCUCACUUGGGUCCAUUCCAAGUCAUCUAUUACAUUGGAAUCAUUCCUGAACGAAAUUGAAUCCGAUCGGUUAACAGAAGAUGCAUCGGCUCUCGCAAGAUUUUUGAUCCACGUUAACAUAAUUUCUGACGAAGGUAGUGAGGCUGCAAUAAGAUGCUGGACGUUGCUACUAAAUAUUGCAGUGAAGAUUCUAAGUGGUUCUGAUCCAAAUGAUUACAAGAACGAUAUUAUCCAUGAUAUAUCUUUGUGUUGUCCGGAUGACAACAGGUUGCCUCUACUGGUGGCAUCGUGUCCCAUUGGCACCUGCGACGAUUACACUCACUCCGGCUUCUGUAAACUAACGGAAGUCUUGACGUCUGCAGACUCGAACGCUUCGUCAAAAGAUCGUCGUGUUUGCAUAUGUAAAUUCCUUCUUCUUUGGGACACGAUUCCAAUGAGUUUUGUUGCAAGGUCUCAGUUGCAAAUAAUCGAUUCUUGCGAUCGAACUUCAGAAAGAUCAGCAGAAACUUCCAUCGGUUUUGCGUUGGAGUUCUUGAAGAGAACAAAUUCCAUCUGGGAAACGGCCAGCUGCAACGUAAAUGUUGUCCGAUCACUGUUCCUGAAAUGGUGGGCUCUUGUGUCAGUGGGAGGAAGCGAUAGUAGUCUUAUCGGCUUUAGAACUCAAACAUGUUUGGCACUGACCUCAGUCCUCGAGAACUGCGAUUCCCUGUCGGCGAUUGUUGUUGCUCUGAUACAAAGUAAACCGUUGGAUGAUUUUGUUUUGCGAUGCCUUUCUUCAGAUGUUCCAAGCGGUACUGGACUACUUGCCGCUGCAGUACGAAAUGAUCCUUUUCUGCUAUCUCCCAAAGUCCUUCAGAACAUCGACAUUGUAAAUUUGAAUGACAAAGUGACAACUAAAGGCCAGGAGCUGGAUUCUCUGGUCAUGGUCAUCGUUCGAAGGUCGAUCGACUCAUUAAGCAAGGAAAACCUACAAAUGUUGUACGAGAAAGUCUUCGAACGUGUUAAGUUAUCGCUUUCAAAUGUCGUGGUAGGGGACCAAAAGCUUGCAGACACGCUGAGUACAAUUAAAGUGUGCGGUGCGCUGCUGCAAAGCUCAGGUGAAAGAAUGAGUGUGAUUGUGCCGGAAGUGAUCUUCCAGCAUAUCGUCACUAUCCUAAAAAUCGAGAAAUCAAGAUGGCAUCCGGGUGUUUUUAGUCUUUGUUCAAUGGCAAUAGCAAUUGUAAAGAACGCCGACACACAACAGCGAUUGGAACUAAAAGCAAUCCUCUAUUUGCGUCUAAGCGAAUGGAUUGCACUUGGCUUCAAAGAGGAGUUCAGAAUUAAAGAUCCGAAAGAAUCGUGCUUGACCUCAUUCCUAUUGCUUCUGCAAGAUGUGCAAUCUUCUGACUUGGACGCUUUGAAGAGAGGGAACACGGCGUUGACAUUGAAAAUUGUGAGGAGCUGUCUGAAAUAUGGUAUCGGCCUUGCUGAACAGAGUCCAGCACAGUCAUCACUUUCUCUAGAACUUGUGAAAACACUUCUUGAGCGCAUCGGUGAUCCCAAAUCUCAUCAUAGUGCGUUAGACUUUCUUGGAGCACCAAUAUCAAGCAUCUUUGAUCUUCUGAAGUCGCAUUCGAAGUUUCGAGAAGUUCUAUCAUCAUCGUCCCCCGAAUUGGACAUUGUGAAACUGGAGUUGGUUAGACUGAUGGUUUGUUGUAUUCGUCUUUCUCCGCAGGGAGUCACUAUAGACGCGGGGAUGUGGACAUCUGUUUUCGCUGCAUUUGACUGUGGACUGAGUGAACUCGAUAUCGAAAUUCGAAAGCUUUUCAUGGCUUGCUGCGAUUUGCAAGGCGAGGAAAUUCAAGUACCAUACAUGGACGAGUUUCGAUGGAAGAGUUGUGUUGAAAGUGGAAAGAGCGACAAAGUGAACUGGGAUUGGUUGGCUGAAGCGCUUGAUCCCGUACGACUUCGAGCUACAGUGUCACAGUUUCCAGUUCAUGACACCGUUGAUAUGUGUUCAGAAGAUAUUGGAAGCUCCGUUACAGAAGGCGAUAGCGACUCGCAAAAUUCUGACAGUGAAAUGUCGGUCGAUCAAGACUCGGUGUCAAGUGGCCAAACUGCAGUUGCUGCAGAAGUCAAUCGUAGAGUCGAAUGGACCCGUGAUCAUACCGAUUUACGGUACAGUCCGGCCUUCUUGCUUCCCUUGGUCCUUGGAGCUUUGGAGAGUACUUUGCCGAACAAGGAAACAAAAGCGGCAGAAAUAGAGGCUACAGUUGACGCUUUGUCGGACUCAUUGAAAGAUAGUGGAAGAAGCCAGCUCAAUAGAUUAGUGCGAAUGGUCCAAAAGCUAUGUGACGCUGGGGUGCAUAGCCUAUGUCUCGCUGCCUUAGCCAGCACUUGCAACAAAGUCCGGCAAUGCUCGUCUGCAAUCCUCAGCGUUUUGCUUCUGGGCUGCAAUUCAGAAGAAUCGAGGAGUCUAUCUUCGUGGCGCAAUCGCCCACAAGUUUCGAUGGUUUUGAAUUCCAUUCAACUUGCUUUUGUCAUCAAGAAAGCGACCAACAAAUUGAACGGCGUGAAUUUCGGAGUUCAACCCCUUUCUCCUCUUGUUUCAACAUUUCUGGCUCGCGCAUCAUACUCUGUCUGCAAACCGGACGACGCUUUGUUCGUACCACUGAAUCGAUUCUUCCUCAAAAACGAGAAAGACCAUGGAGCAUUUCAGGAUAUGAAUCGCUUACCAGGGUUCAUUUCCUUGUUUUGUUCUGCAGCAGAAGACCCGACUCAAUCCCGACAGGAACGCAUGUGGGCUCUUCAACUAGUCCGUGAUGGGUUCCGCGAUUCUUCUUGCUAUCGACUGAUCGCCGAAUGUCACGCACCAGAACUCAUCUUGACAUCGUUUGAAAAUCUUAGACUCUCUCAGCUCCCCGAUGCUAUGAAGGAUGCUGAAUACGCUCUCAUGAUGACUGUAUUCAAAAAGAUGUUCUCAAUGGGAUCGAGUAGAGUUAUGAAUCACCUUGUGUCGAGAAUCGGAGUUCUGUCGUGGAUGCGCUCUUGGUGUACCACCUGGACUGUUCAGGAGUCAUUUCCGAGAGUCAACAGUAGAAUUGCAAUGUGCGAAUUGGUGGGCUGCAUAGCCGAGCAAUCCUUUCUCAACGAACCACCUCGAACCGACUCAUUUUUGUAUGAGCUUUGUGCAUUGGCAGAACCAAUGAUCAUUUUAGGCGCUCGGACAAAGAAGACAGACGAAGGCUUUGCGACCUUGAUCGAAACCAUCUGCAAUGCUGUGAAGUCGAUCAAGAGAAGUGUGCUCAAACACAAAGAAGCCUUUUCCUUUUCGGAUAUACAACCUCUUGGGCUAUCGAUCAAAAGGAGCCUUGAUUUCUGGAAAGUAUUGGAUGGCGACGUGCUUGCCAGAGCUGUUGUUGCACUGAGCGCUGUACCGCUACGCUUGGACCAGCCCACUGAGGAAGAAAGAGAGUCACUGAUAUCAAUACUGUUGCGCUCGUGUCUCCAAUGCGUUGACUCCGGUACAGAUGAUCAAGUUGUACUGAUGAACCGCUUGCUGUUAGCUCAGAAGCAGUUUGGGGCACCUUCCAUGGCCAAUACAGACACAAUUCGAAAUCUCUUGACUGUUCGUCCCACAUUUGUCACUUCGAAGCACCGCCUAGUUCUCUUCAAUGCAUGUUUGCGGGGUACUGUGUCUGAAAACGAACUGAGCUGUAGAGAGCACGAAAUUGCCCUCGCACUGCUCGAAGCAGCUCCCGAAUUCUAA